AUAUAUAUAUAUAUUAGGGUGAUUCAUAUUUUUCGAAAAUCAAGUUGGUCCUACCUGGAAUGGUUGACCACCAAUAUAAAAAUAAUUUUAAGCCCAAAAAUUUUAAUGUCACGUGACUUUAAGGUCCCCGCCGGUCAAAUUUGUGUACAAAAACGUAUCAAACUUUAGGGGUCUGGCAGGGACCUUUAAAAUCAACUCAGAAAGCCAACUUUUCUUUUAUAUGGUAUAUUUUGGGCUAUUUAUUUAUAAUAGAGUAGGACCAAAAUGAAAUAUGGUGGUAUUUAUUCCACAUAGUGUGGAGAAAGUGACGAAAAAAACGAAUUUUUACAUAAAAUGACGCACCACUACGUAUAACUGAUGCUUGUUUAUUCUUCAUAUUUAGGCCGAAUUUUGAAAAAUAAUGUUAGGACUAAGCAUUAAUAAUGUUUAUAUAGAAGGGGCAUGUCAAUAGCUAUCCGCCCCCCUCACCCUAUUUUCGGAGAUGUCUCCCCCCUCCCUCCCUCCCCCCCCAUACUUUGUUCGUUGGAGACGGGAGGGGGGCAUAUUUAAAUUUUAUUGUAAAUCAUAUUAUUUAAAAUCACUUUUUUUUCUUUAGAAAAAAAGACAAUAUAAAUAUUAAAUUAUGAUAACAUUUUGAUGACUGAAUAUUUUGGAAUUUUUAUUAGUUUUCGUGGUAAUUUUAUAAACUAACAAAUUAUCGUAUUUGCGGAAGACAUAUUGUCGUAAUUUUAAAUUUUCUGCUCUGUGUUCUGUGUAUCCUGUGUAUCCAUAACAUUCUAUAAAAGGUAUACUAUCUGCGGUUAUAUACAAAAUUGUUAUUGUAAAAUACAUGUCAUUUAAUCAAAGAAUGAAUAUGAAUUGUUUUCUUUAAUCAAAUGUUUAGAAACCAAGAUGCCAAGAUCAACAAGGCUUAAAACAAAAUCUUUUUGAAGAAGAGGAUCUUAUAGAAAACCUACCAGAAAUAAUGUUUUCAACAAAUAAAGACAUUAUUCUCUACUUUCAGUUUAGAAGAUCUGGAGACAAAAUAACUCCAACAAAAAAGCUGAUUGCUUGUACCAUUGGUCAUCAAACAGCAAAGUGUUCUGGUCUUGGUAGCUGUCCUGAAAACUGCAUUAUGUUUGCAGUUAAGAAACCUUGGAUAGACGGAGGAUACGAGGAUGGGAUACUCACUGACCCAUUUAUAAGGAAGCAUAUCACUGAUCUGAUCAACAGCUGGGAGAGUUUAAAGAAAAGUAAGUGUAAGAACUCGAAAGAAGCAGGAAAAGCUAGACAAGAUUUCAAAAAAAAAGGAAAUAAGGUUUUCUGGAUUGCUGAACCAAAUAUCCAAGAUAUUCUAAAGUAGACAAGCCUUAAUAAGGUCUCGUAUCGUACUGAUAUGAAAUUUUUGAGAGAUCAAAAGGCCAGACGUAAAAUGACUCUGGGUAAAAAAGACAAGCUAUAUAACCGGAGGGUUGAGAAGAGAGAACAGAGAAGAUUGAAACAUCCACAGUUAGUACAUAGUGUUGAACAGUUUUCUCAGAGAGAUGAUUUGACUAUAGAGCUUCAGUUUUCUUCUGAAACUAGUGAUACAAGUACCAGCAUGGACUCAGAUUGUUCUUUUGAUUUCGAACAGCCAGGUCCAAGUAAUGAUACGUCGCAGUUAGCCAAGAAUUUUGUACAAGAUAUUGCCAUGACUUCAGUUUCCAAAAAUAUUUCCUCUAGAGAUUUGUUGCAUGUGUGUACAGAUUUGGUUGUUAAUUCAGGUGGAAAUGUUGAAAACUUUUUACUGUCUCAAUCAACUAUUUGGCAAGAAAAAAGAAAACCAUCCAUCAAAAUGCUGCACAGCACAAAAGGGAGGUUAAAAAAGCUGCUGAGAAAGCACUUUUCCCCAUAAUAGCUCACUUUGAUGGAAAAAUUAUAGAUUUCACUGAUGGGAAAAAAAAAAAAGAGACAGGUUUGUUGUUUCAGUUAAUAUUGAUGUAAACAUUAAGCUUCUUGGAAUUCCAGCUAUGGAGCAUGGAACUGGAGCUGCUCAGUAUGAAGCUUUGAAUAAUGUACUGGAAGAUUAUGGAAUAUGUGACAAUGUGAAGGGAUUAUGUUUUGACACAAAUGCCUCAAAUACUGGAAGACAUUCAGGAACCAAUACUAGGUUCAGUCAAAGACAGGAAUCUAUUUUGUUAGAGCUUGCCUGCAGGAGGCAUAUUUAUGAGCUUCAUCUUAAACAUUUCUGGGAGCAAAUUACCUCAGGCAAAACAGCAGCUCCAGAAAAUUUAAUGUUUAAACGGUUUCAGACAAACUGGAAUUGCAUCAAGGAAACUGUUGAUCCUUCCAAUUUAAUAAGGUUUGAUAUCAAUUCCAUCAGCAAUACUUUCUUGGCUACCCAGAUUGAGGAAACUAUCCAGUUUUGCAAGGAUGCAUUAAACACUGACAUUGUUCUCAGAGGGGAUUAUAGGGAGUUAUUGGAACUUACCCUGAUGUAUCUGCAUCCUGAAAUAUUUUUUAAAGUUCGAGCUCCAGGCUGUGUUUCUCAUGCUAGGUUCAUGUCAAAAGCCAUUUACUACUUGAAAAUUCAGAUAUUGAGUACACAUCUGCCCUAUGAUUUGACUGUUUCCCAAAGGAAAGAGUUAAAGGCAAUGGCAGAAUUUAUCUCGAUUUUCUAUUCUGUCUGGUUUCUGAGAACCUCAUUACCAUCAGCUGCACCAUUUCAAGAUGUAAAAGCUUAUUGGCAAAUGGUGCAGUACAAAGAACAUGUAGAGAAACACAACGCUGAUUCCAAGAGAGUUCUAAACGGAAUUAAAAGCACAAUGAUGUCAAUGAAGAGACACACCUGGUACUUAGAUGAAACUUUAGUUCCACUUGCUCUCCUAGACCCUGACCUUUCUAAUGUGGAGAGAGAAAACAUUGCAAAAACAUUAUUCUCCAUACCAGUUCCUGAUCAUUUUCAGCAUUCAGAGAAGUCAAACUUGAUCAAAGAGUUAAAUUUUAAACAAGAAGUGCCACCAGGACUUGCUCGAUUAAUCGGAGAGAACUCUUGGUUCAUCUUCAGUUUGCUAAACCUGACAAGAAUGGAGGACAAACUUUGGUUAAACUCUCCUGCUCCUAUGUGGUGCUAUGUUGACCAGUUCAAAACAUUCUCCAAUUUUGUAAGUAAACUUGAAGUAGUGAACGAUAGUUCUGAAAGGGCUGUAAAACUUGUAUUAGAGUUUGUGAAUAAUGUUCACAACGAGGAUGAUCGCCAAGAACUUUUACUAGCUGUGCAGCAAAGACGAGAUCAGCUCCGUGGGUCAGGAACCAAGGAACAGUUGCAGCUAGCAUAUAAAGCAAUAUGCAAGAAGAGAAAAAAAAUAACAUGAUUUAUAUAUUAUAUUUAACUAUUGCGUUAUAUUUUAUUAUGUUUACAUAUCACGAUUUUAAUAUUUAUAUUGC
Messenger RNA from Hydra vulgaris (swiftwater hydra), 3405 nucleotides. RefSeq lists its product as uncharacterized. The record is from RefSeq and is a predicted model, not a curated record. Lineage: Eukaryota; Metazoa; Cnidaria; Hydrozoa; Anthoathecata; Hydridae.